AUGGGAAUUAAUGAAUCAAAAGAAAAGAAAAAGACGCAGUCUGAGACAGCUCUUCAAGAACUUUCUAAAGAUAAAAAUAAAUCCAUACAUAGGAUGGAAUCAAGUGUAUCAAUGGAUGCAGUGCCUGUUUCACCUGAAUCAUGUCCUGUAUAUACACCAGUUCCACCCAAUAAAAAGUCAAGCAAUUUAAUGAUAACUGAAUUUGUCAGCCAAAUGUUGGAUAAGAAAUUUGAACCUUUUAAAAGCGACAUUUCUGAAGAUGAUAAAGAAUUAGAAAACAAAAUCCCACUCUAUCAAAAUUAUAUGGAUUUUGAAACGGCAUUUGGCUUCCAUGAUGCUAUGAUAUUAUAUCAUGAUGAUGAUAAAGAAGAUUGUAAAGCAUUCUGUGACAAAAUUGAAGAAAAUGUGGUUCUAAGUGAUAAACAGAAACCAAGUAUAAUUAGUUAUGCACGCAUUGCUACAUCAUGCGGAAACAACUUCAGGGCUCUAGAGUUUGGAAUAGAACGAUGUACAUUUGUGAUGCUCUAUGUUACUGCUAAUUUUGUUAAAGAUAAAUGGACGGAAUAUUCUAGUGAAGCUUGUUUAAUGGAAGCUAUUACCAAUCCGAAUAAAAGAUGGUGUGUGGUACCAGUGUUUACCGAAGAUAAAAGUUCUAAACCUUACAAAAUUCCACUUAGUAUAAAUACACUAAAAGGAAUACGUUACUCGUCUGAAGAGGAAGAUUUUUACUUAUCCUCAAUAACUACCCUUUUCAAUGACAGGAUUUCUGUUAAAAGAAACCAUCAAAAUCAGCACUUGCAACAACAAAUGAGGUGGGUUCUGAAGUUUGAAGCAAAAGCACGACAAGAAGCUUUGGAAGAAUUAAAAAAGAAAAACCAGGAAAAAAAGGAGCAUGAGGAUUUUCUAAGAUCAGUUGAGCAACAGAGAGACAGAAGUGAAAUUCAGUCCAGCUCGACUAAUUUUCAAAUAGAGAAUUUUGUGAAUAAAUUUGAACUUUCUGUGGCCCAGAAAAAUGAGCAAUUAAAGCAACAAUCAGAGAAUGGGUCAAAAAGUCUGCCAGUUAGACCAGCAGUUGAAGAAAGAGAUGACGGUUCAUCAGUGGAUCCUGAAGACAUUGUUUCUGAUACUCCUUCAACUGCCAGUAACACUUACGCUCCUUUUGGAGGGAGAGAGAAUUUUGAACAUUGUUCGCUUGCUGCUUCUUCUAGUGUUCCACCACCGGUUUCUAAUGUAGCAUUAACCGAAUGUCCUCAAAGGUCCUCUGGUAAUCCGAUAUCAUGUCCAUUAGCUACAGCAGAGGAUCUUGCUGGUGAGAAUAAAAGUUCAGCUGACUCAGUUCCUCAUUCUGUUAUAAGCAAUCCUCCUACACCAGGAUCUCAGUCAGUAAUACAACCUUCUGCUAGUUCUGAAUCACGUUCAUCUGGUUACAAAACAAACACCAAUUCCCAAUCAAAGUCAGUUGGAAAGGAAAAGUCAUAUGUUGGUGAAUCGGCCAGCUCCAUUGAUCAUCCAUUGAGUGAGAAAAGCUACUCAGAGGUUCAUCAUCACCAUUACUACACAAAUCCUCCUGUUUACAAAAUCCAGGCAGAGAAUGUACAAAUUGGAUCAGGGAAUAAGCUGUAUAACAGGACGAAUCAUGAUAAUGAGUCAGAUUAUGAGGAACAGCCAGGUUGUGAUAAAGAUGAUUAUAGCAGUAGUGAUGAGCAGAUGAUGGAUGAACCAAUGACAUUCAGCAGCUCUCAUGACAGUACUCUAUCUCAAGAUGGUGCUCAAAAUACUGGACCUCUUAAUGCUCAAAACAGAGAAAAGAAGAUGUUGCAAGAAUAUGGAAUCAAUGAACAUAAACCAAUAUCGGCUAUGAGUAUCAAUGAUCCAGAUCAAACAAGAAUUAAAGAAAGUGAAAAUGUCAGAAAUGGUAACAACAACAAUGAAGAUUCAGAACAAACAUAUUUAAAAGAAAAGUUGUAG
This is a messenger RNA of Lottia gigantea (owl limpet), 1968 nucleotides long. RefSeq lists its product as hypothetical. NCBI's taxonomy places the organism in Eukaryota, Metazoa, Mollusca, Gastropoda, Lottiidae. Bases 1 to 1968 code for a protein of 655 amino acids. The transcript has 3 exons. The record is from RefSeq and is a predicted model, not a curated record.